Molecule: messenger RNA, 372 nt
Organism: Ceutorhynchus assimilis (cabbage seed weevil)
Lineage: Eukaryota; Metazoa; Arthropoda; Insecta; Coleoptera; Curculionidae
Source: the annotation of a GenBank genome assembly
AUGGCAACUAAAAAAACAACGAUUGGUGCAGCAACUGACAUAGCGAAGACGAAAUUAUGUCAAUUGACAAAAUACAUAAGAGUAUUUGUUAGAACAUACGAGAAUACCUUCCAGGAAUCAUGUCCGAAUAAUGAAAAAGGUUUGUCGUUCGAUUCUCAAGAAGAAUAUGAAAAUGGCAUUGUGGAGCUAUGUUUCGAGUGUGCGAAACCAGUUUAUCCCUUGGAUCGACUCGAGAAAAUUGAUCUACAUAAAACAAUUGAAGAAAAUGAGAAACCAACUUAUUCUGAGUGGUUUUGUAUUAAAUGCGAAAAUGAAAUGGUAACAUUUGUCAAACCCGAUGAGUGUGAAUUUUGUAUAGAUAAUAAAGUAUAA